Brassica oleracea var. oleracea is the source of this 759-nucleotide messenger RNA. RefSeq lists its product as uncharacterized. The record is from RefSeq and is a predicted model, not a curated record. The coding region runs from base 82 to 561 and encodes 159 amino acids. The transcript is spliced from 4 exons. Lineage: Eukaryota; Viridiplantae; Streptophyta; Magnoliopsida; Brassicales; Brassicaceae.
CCAAACAUAACAACAAACUUAAGUUUCCUCAUUUGUCUUUCUUCUCUCUUCACCCGGUUUUGUAUUUCUACAAAAGGCUAAAUGGCGGGUGAGCAAAUGAAACCUGUUGCUUCUCUACUUCUGGUGCUCAACUUCUGCAUGUAUGUGAUUGUUCUAGGGAUUGGAGGAUGGGCCAUGAACCGAGCCAUCGACCACGGGUUCGAAAUUGGCCCUGAUCUGAAGCUACCAGCACAUUUCUCCCCAAUUUAUUUUCCCAUGGGAAACGCUGCCACAGGAUUCUUUGUGGUGUUCGCGUUGCUGGCGGGUGUUGUUGGUGCGGCUUCCACAAUCUCAGGCCUUAGCCAUAUUCGUUCUUGGACCGUGGGAAGCUUACCGGCUGCAGCAGCAGCUGCAACUAUUGCCUGGACCCUCACAGUUCUUGCCAUGGGAUUCGCCUGGAAAGAAAUCGAGCUUCACGUGCGAAAUGCAAGACUGAGAACCAUGGAGGCGUUCUUGAUCAUACUCUCAGUCACACAGCUUCUUUACAUCGCCGCUGUUCACGGCGUGAGGCGACCUGCUUAAGGAAUCAUGGGGUGUUUCUACUUUUCAAGUCAAUCAUCCCGAAACCCGGGAUUGGGUGUGUUGAGUGUUUGUGUGUGUGAUUUUUAUUUUAUAGGAAGCUUAAGUUAAAUUCAUGUAUUCUUUGUGUACAAAAGGAUCAGAUCUUGUUUUGUGUUUGUGUCACUUUGUGUUCAUGGAAUAAAAUCAAACUUUGAGGCU